This is a messenger RNA of Asterias rubens (European starfish), 2362 nucleotides long. Its product is annotated as 5-formyltetrahydrofolate cyclo-ligase-like. NCBI's taxonomy places the organism in Eukaryota, Metazoa, Echinodermata, Asteroidea, Forcipulatida, Asteriidae. The record is from RefSeq and is a predicted model, not a curated record. The coding region runs from base 1 to 597 and encodes 198 amino acids. Gene Ontology annotation, molecular function: 5-formyltetrahydrofolate cyclo-ligase activity. The transcript is spliced from 3 exons. Gene Ontology annotation, cellular component: mitochondrion. Gene Ontology annotation, biological process: tetrahydrofolate interconversion; folic acid-containing compound biosynthetic process.
AUGGCGGCCGCCAUACGUGAAGCAAAAGGUCUGCUUCGUCGUGAAAUUAAACAACGGUUAGCUUCAUUGUCAAGCGAAGAAAAGAAACGGCAAUCGGAUUUCAUUACACAGAAGGUUAUUUCACAUCCAGUAUAUCAACAAAGCCAACGUAUCUCGGUCUACCUCAGCACCUCAGAUGAAGUAAACACAGAGGGUCUUCUAGAACACAUGUUUGCAAACAAUAAGAAAUGUUUCGUUCCUCAAUACAUUGGGCCUAGGAUGGACAUGCUGAAGCUUCACUCCAUGGAUGAUUAUGCCACGUUGCCGUUGACCAAGUGGAAGAUAAAGCAACCAGGGGAGGGGGAGGAUAGAGAAGAUGCUCUGUCUACAGGAGGGCUUGAUCUGAUCAUAGUUCCAGGUCUCGGUUUUACUCAUAACGGAGACAGACUUGGGAAAGGCAGAGGAUAUUAUGACAAGUACCAGGAACGUUGUGCACAGCAUCCUAUCGGUAAGCCUAAAACAAUCGCAUUGGCAUUCAAAGAGCAGAUAUGUGGCAGUGUACCGGUGACAGACGAGGAUGUGCAAAUUGACUUUGUUGUCUUUGGAGAUAUGGAAUAAUAUACAAACAUAUAACAUGGUUUGAGGGUGACUAGUCGAUAUUAGCUCCCCAAGGUAUUGGAAGCCAAAUACUGAGGGGAGCUCAUCGACUAGUCACCCGAAACAAACCAUGUUACAUUUGUUUGACUAUACUUCUUACAUAUGCAGUUACCGGAACAUGAGUUUUGAGCAAGAGAAAAUGAUGACUGUGAAACAAAAUUUUGUUCAUGUGUUGGAUGUCGCUAAGAGAGCGCUGUUCGUGCGUGUAUACAAAACUUACAGUACCACGAUCGUACAUCGCAUGACCAGUAGAACAGCACCCAGGGAUGACGUCGCACAAUGGUUGUGCGCAUGACAAGUUGGAUAGCUCCCGGGUCAUGCGCAUUUACCACUUGCGCGCGAGAAUACUCACGUGCGCGCUUGGUAAUUAACAAAAUUAACACCUGGCGCGUGGUGACGAAUGGACCAAUGAGAACUCGACUCUCGGUCAUGAAUAUGUAUGAGGUAUAGUGAUACUGUAUAGGGACUUUUGGAGCUGAAGAAGUGGUUGUAGUUUGAAUCUUGAGGUCAUUUGAUUAACUAAAUGCCGACUUCUUUGCAAAUUCGUGUAAUUUUAAUAUAGUAUUCAAAGUACUAUUUUUAUGGAGGGCAGACAUAUUUUAGUUACAGCGGAAAUCUGUUUGAGAGGGCAAGGCCACUUUCAUUUUGCAAAAAGCGAAAGUGGGCUUAAAAUUAGUUCCAUGGACGAACAUUUUAAAACACAAAGUAAGUUUUAAAAUGGGUUUUUAUAGCUGGUAUAUGUAUAGGUAUGUGACCUUUUGGAUAUUGGGAGGGAGCUCUACUAUACAGACUUUUUAUCUUUAACCAAAUCUACUAUAAUCUGCAACUAAACUUGGUUGAUUUGGACUGGCUCUUUGAGUUUAAAUAUAAAAUGCUUCUCAUUAAUUAUUAGUUUUAUUUUGAUAGAUUAUUGAUUGCCUAAUUGAGAUCCUUAUUUUUUAUAUAAAAUAUUUUUAAAAUUCACCAAGGAUUCAAACAAAAUGUUGCCAUGUAUAAUUUAUAACAAAUAUGUUUUAUUUCCUUUACAAAUUUCAUAAGUAACCAUUGUACAGACCACUAACAAUAAAAAUAUUAAAUUGUACAAUGACUUAAAAUAGAAACUUAAACAAUCAUGUUUUAAUAUGUUUGAUAUUUUAAGGAGAGUAAUAAAAAGCAAUAUCCAUUAUUUUAUUCUAGUUUUUUGAUAUCGCUUCCUGGAUCACUAGAAACUUGAUCUGCCAAUCAAGUUUUUUAUCUUUAUAAAUGUACAGAUGUAAAAAAAACCAUGCCACACAAUAUUAUUAUAAAACAUCUUUGACAACUUUCUCAGGGGCCUGCCCUGCCCAUUCUUGACUUGCAUUUAUAAACACGAGUAUAGAUUGCAUGAAUAUAUUCCAGUUAUUAACAAACACUAUCUUUUUAAUACAUUGCGUUCAUUUUUCUUUCGAAUGAAGACAUUUUUUGUUGAGGAUUGAUACUAGUAGAAACUUGAUAAUCAGUGAACUGUCAGAUUGAAAUCUUCUCAAUUUGUUGUUGUUGUUAUUAUUGGUUUUUUUUUUACACUAGCAUUGUACUUCGUCUCUCAGGGGAAGAGUACAAUUGAAUUAUAAAAUAUUUGUAGUAUAAUCAGUUACUGAUAUAUUUUUCUUUUCCAUUCUUACUUGUUCAUCUGAUGUUUUGUUUGCAGCCUCAAAUUCGCCGAGCUUUUUGGCACUCUUAAUGCCGAGUACUCAGUCUAUCCAUAACA